Molecule: messenger RNA, 2950 nt
Organism: Catharus ustulatus (Swainson's thrush)
Lineage: Eukaryota; Metazoa; Chordata; Aves; Passeriformes; Turdidae
Gene: PNPT1
Product: polyribonucleotide nucleotidyltransferase 1
Exons: 29
Coding region: 1-2382 (793 amino acids)
Biological process (GO): mitochondrial mRNA catabolic process; mitochondrial RNA 3'-end processing
Cellular component (GO): mitochondrion; cytosol
Molecular function (GO): polyribonucleotide nucleotidyltransferase activity; RNA binding; 3'-5'-RNA exonuclease activity
Source: RefSeq, a predicted model, not a curated record
AUGGCGGCCGCCACGAGCUGCGGCCGUGCCGCGCUGGGCGCGCUGGCCCGGGAUGGCGGCGGGGCCGCGGCGCGGUGGCGGCGGGUUCUGCCUCCGGGCCGCCCCGCCCUGCCCUGGGUGCCCGCCCGCGGAGCCGCGGCGGGGCCCAAAGCCGGGGCCGGGCGGGCCGUGACGGUGGAGGUGGGCGGCAGAAAGAUGGAGCUGUCUUCUGGAAAACUGGCCAAGUUUGCUGAUGGAUCUGCUGUUGUUCAGCUAGGUGACACAGCAGUGAUGGUCACAGCAGUCAGCAAGACCAAGCCCUCUCCAUCUCAGUUUAUGCCACUAGUGGUUGACUACCGUCAGAAAGCUGCUGCAGCAGGAAGAAUUCCUACAAACUAUCUAAGGAGAGAGCUUGGCUCCACUGAUAAGGAAAUUCUUACAAGCAGAGUAAUAGAUCGGUCCAUCAGGCCACUCUUCCCAGCAGGCUACUUUUAUGAUACACAGAUCCUUUGUAAUCUUUUAGCAGUAGAUGGUGUCAAUGAUCCUGAUGUUCUGGCAAUCAAUGGAGCUUCUGCAGCACUUGCCUUGUCUGAUAUCCCCUGGAAUGGUCCUAUUGGUGCAGUAAGGGUGGGGCUGGUGGAUGGAGAGCCUGUUAUCAAUCCAACCCGAAAAGAGAUGGCCUCUAGUGCUCUCAAUUUGGUUGUUGCUGGAGCUCCACAAAGCCAAGUUGUUAUGCUGGAAGCAACUGCUGAGAACAUCUUGCAGCAAGACUUCUGCCAUGCCAUCAAAGUGGGGGUGAAGCAGACCCAGCACAUCAUCCAGGGCAUUCAGCAGCUGGUGAAGGAGCGGGGCGUGGCCAAGAGAACUGUCCAGAAAUUAUUUCUUGCUCCUGAAGAGAUUGUGGAACUUGCAAAGAAACUUGCUUCUAACAAGAUCUAUGCAGUGUUCACAGAUUCAAGCCAUGAUAAAAUUUCCAGAGAUGAGGCAAUCAACAAAAUAAGGCUUGAAACAGAAGAACAGCUGAAAGAAAAAUUUCCGGAGGCUGAGCCUUAUGAAAUCAUGGAAUCUUUCAAUGUGGUUUCAAAGGAUAUUUUUAGGAAUCUUGUGCUAAAUGAAUAUAGAAGGUGUGAUGGGAGAGAUUUGACUUCCCUCAGAGACAUUAAAUGUGAAGUGAACAUGUUCAAAAUGCUUCAUGGCUCAGCCUUAUUUCAAAGAGGUCAAACACAGGUUCUGUGUACAGUUACAUUUGACUCCCUAGAAUCGAGUGUAAAAUCAGAUGUGAUCUCCACAGCAGUGAGUGGAAUAAAAGAUAAAAACUUCAUGCUGCAUUAUGAGUUUCCACCUUAUGCAACCAAUGAGAUUGGCAAAGUUACUGGGAUGAACAGAAGGGAGCUUGGACAUGGUGCACUGGCAGAACGAGCUUUGAAACCAGUUAUACCCCAGGACUUUCCAUUCACAAUCAGAGUUACUUCUGAAGUCCUAGAAUCAAAUGGGUCCUCCUCCAUGGCUUCUGCAUGUGGCGGGAGUUUAGCAUUAAUGGAUGCAGGAGUUCCAGUGUCCAGUGCAGUGGCAGGUGUGGCCAUAGGCCUGGUCACCAAGUGCAGCCAGGGAAAAGGGGAGAUUGAGGACUAUCGCUUGCUGACAGACAUCCUGGGAAUUGAGGAUUACUAUGGAGAUAUGGAUUUCAAGAUGGCAGGCACCAAUAAAGGGAUAACAGCUCUGCAGGUUGAUCUCAAGCUGCCAGGAAUACCAAUAAAAAUCGUGGUGGAAGCUAUUCAGCAAGCUACAGCUGCAAAAAGGGAGAUUUUACAAAUAAUGAACCAAACACUGGCGAAACCCAGACCUAACAGAAAAGAAAGUGGACCAGUUGUAGAAACUAUCCACGUUCCCUUAUCAAAAAGAUUAAGAUUCGUUGGUCCUGGGGCUUACAAUUUGAAAAAACUUCAAGCACAGACUGGUGUGACUGUGAGCCAGCUGGAUGAAGAGACAUAUUCAGUGUUUGCCCCCACACCAGGGGCGAUGCAUGAGGCCAGGGAAUUCAUUGGGGAAAUCUGCAAAGAUGAUCAAGAAGUGAAUUUGGAAUUUGGGGCAAUUUAUACAGCCACAAUUACUGAAAUAAGAGAUUCUGGAGUGAUGGUAAAGCUGUACCCAAACAUGACCCCAGUAUUGCUUCAUAAUUCCCAGCUGGAUCAAAGAAAGAUCAAACAUCCUAGUGCCCUGGGAUUAGAAGUUGGACAAGAAAUCCAGGUUAAAUACUUUGGCCGUGACCCCACUGAUGGCAGAAUGAGGCUCUCAAGGAAAAUCCUGCAGUCCCCAGCCAGCAGCACCCUGAAAACCCUGACAGACAAAAACAGCAUUGUGCUGGGAGGGGCUGUCCCACAGCCAUCCACGUCAUCCCAGUGACAGGAAAAAUGGUGUGAUAGCUGGUGAAAAUGCAAGUGACCUUUGCUGGAACCUCUACAUGUCCCCACAAGAAUCUGCAGGUGGAUGGCUGUGAAUCAUAUUUAUAAAACAGACACUAUUUAUGCUUAAAGGUGAUGUAGGACUUCAAAGCCUUCAAAUUGAUUAAAAACUUGAAAGCAAAACCAGAAACAAGCAAUGCCCUCAUCCUGUGUAGCAAGGUUGAGAUAAGAGCACAAGAACAUGGAAUUCUAUAGACUGAGAGGAUAUUUCAGUGCUGAAGAUUAAUCUCUCUUAAGUUAUCCACUCAAAAUAAAACUGAAUGUGGGAAGUAAGAACUGAACAACUUUUUCACUGUACAAGAAUGUUGAGCAAGACAUAAAGACUUAGAAGUAUCACCUUUAACGUGAUGGAUGCUGGUUUAGAUGAAUCCAUUGCUCUCAAAAGGUUCAGACCUGCUACAAUAUCUGAGCAGCACUUGGCUGAAACAUCACCCCUUAUCACCUGGGUUCGUUAGCACUGACUUAAAAAAUACAUAAUUAAAACAUUACAAUACUUUUUUUGGACUGAA